Molecule: messenger RNA, 3419 nt
Organism: Panicum virgatum (switchgrass)
Lineage: Eukaryota; Viridiplantae; Streptophyta; Magnoliopsida; Poales; Poaceae
Product: putative pentatricopeptide repeat-containing protein At1g68930
Exons: 2
Coding region: 73-2316 (747 amino acids)
Biological process (GO): RNA modification
Molecular function (GO): RNA binding; zinc ion binding; protein binding
Source: RefSeq, a predicted model, not a curated record
AGGAGGCUAACCCUCUCUCUCUCAUCCUUGAGCGGACGCGUUUCGGGCUCAUCUGGACGGAGGUGCAUUCUAAUGAGCCACCCGCUCUGCAACCACUACGCCGCUCUCCUCUCCUCCGCCGCCGCCGGACGCAGCGGGGCGCGCGUGGCCGGCGCGGUCCACUGCCUCAUCCUCAGGACGCUGCCGCACCCGCAGCCCGUACACCUCCUCAACCACCUGCUCACCGCCUAUGGCAAGGCCGGCCGCCACGCGCGCGCGCGCCGCCUGUUCGACGCAAUGCCCCACCGCAACCUCUUCACCUACAACGCGCUCCUCACCACGCUCGCCCACGCCAGGCUCCUCGGCGACAUGGAGGCGCUCUUCGCGUCCAUGCCGGAGCGCGAUGUCGUCUCGCACAACGCGCUCGUCGCCGGCUUCUCCGGCGCCGGCGCGCACGCGCGGGCGGCUCGGGCGUACCGCGCGCUGCUCCGGGAGGACACCGGCAUCAGGCCUAGCAGGAUCACGAUGUCGGCCAUGGUCAUGGCGGCGUCGGCCCUGGGCGACCGCGCCCUCGGCAGGCAGUUCCACUGCCAGAUCCUGCAGCUUGGCUUCGGGGCGUACUCUUUUGUCGGGAGCCCGCUGGUAGAUAUGUAUGCAAAGAUGGGCCUCGUCGGGGAUGCCGAGCGGGUCUUCGUUGAACUGGAGGGCAAGAACGUCGUGAUGUACAACACCAUGAUCACUGGGCUGCUCCGGUGCAAGAUGGUUCAGGAGGCGAGGCGGUUUUUCGAGGUGAUGACGGACAGGGAUUCCAUUACUUGGACCACGAUGGUUACGGGAUUGAUGCAGAAUGGGUUGGAGUCUGAGGCUUUGGAACUUUUCAGGAGGAUGAGGGUACAGGGCAUCGCCAUUGAUCAGUACACCUUCGGAAGCACCCUUACGGCCUGUGGCGCCCUUUCAGCCUUGGAGCAGGGGAAACAGAUCCAUAACUACGCAAUCAGGACUUUUUACGAUGAUAAUGUCUUUGUUGGGAGCGCGCUUGUUGACAUGUACUCAAAAUGCAGGAGCAUCAGACUGGCAGAAACUGUGUUCAGGAGGAUGACGUUCAGAAACAUCAUCUCAUGGACUGCAAUGAUUGUUGGAUACGGACAGAAUGGAUGCAGCGAGGAGGCUGUGAGGGCCUUUUCGGAGAUGCAAAGAGACGGCAUUGAUCCUGAUGACUUCACCCUUGGAAGUGUAAUAAGUUCUUGCGCUAACCUAGCAAGCCUGGAGGAAGGUGCUCAGUUCCACUGCCUAGCUAUUGUUUCAGGGUUGAUGCCGUAUAUCACAGUGUCCAAUGCACUAGUUACCUUGUACGGCAAGUGCGGCAGCAUUGAGGAUGCGCACAGAUUGUUUGAUGAAAUGUCGUUCCACAAUCAGGUAUCCUGGACAGCCCUUGUCUCUGGGUAUGCUAAAUUUGGGAAGGCAAAAGAAACUAUUGAUUUGUUUGAGAAGAUGUUAUCUAAGGGUGUAAAACCUGAUGGGGUAACAUUUAUUGGUGUCCUUUCUGCCUGUAGCCGUGCUGGAUUUGUAGAGAAAGGGCGCAGCUACUUUUAUUCCAUGCAGAAGGACCAUGGUAUUGUGCCCAUAGAUGAUCACUACACAUGUAUGAUUGACUUGUAUAGCAGAUCAGGGAGGUUAAGAGAGGCUGAGGAGUUCAUAAAGCAAAUGCCGAUGCGCCCUGAUGCAAUUGGAUGGGGCACAUUGCUGAGCGCUUGCAGGUUGCGUGGUGACAUGGAAAUCGGCAAAUGGGCUGCUGAGAACCUCUUAGAGAUCGAUCCCCAGAACCCCGCUAGCUACGUAUUGCUGUGCAGCAUGCAUGCUGCUAAAGGCCAAUGGAAUGAGGUUGCCCAGCUAAGGCGUGGGAUGAGGGACAGGCAAGUGAAGAAGGAGCCAGGCUGUAGCUGGAUCAAGUAUAAGAAUAAAGUUCACAUCUUUUCAGCUGAUGACCAGUCUCAUCCCUUCUCCAAGGGGAUUUAUGAAAAGCUUGCGUGGCUCAGCUCCAAGAUUGUUGAAGAAGGAUACAGACCUGAUGUCAGUUCUGUGCUGCAUGAUGUGGCAGAUGCUGACAAGGUUCACAUGCUCAGCCAUCACAGCGAGAGGCUUGCAAUUGCCUUUGGAUUAAUGUUUGUUCCACAGGAAAUGCCAAUUCGUAUCGUCAAGAAUCUGCGGGUUUGUGUAGAUUGUCACAAUGCUACCAAGUUCAUAUCUAAGAUAACUGGGCGUGAUAUUCUUGUGAGGGAUGCUGUCAGAUUCCACAAGUUCAGCAAUGGCCUAUGCUCUUGUGGAGACUUCUGGUGAUGGCAGUCUUUCUUGUUCUGACCAUUCAUCCAAGUACGAAGUUUGACUGGGAAUUAUUAAUGAGCAAAAGGAAAACAAAUAGCUGAGUGAAGCCUGAAGCCAAACAUUGAUUGCAUACUGUGGUGGCUACCAGCUAGCUUUAUGCUCUUUCGGAAAAAUAUGUCAGUUGACUUUGUGGGAUUUGUUUGAUGGUAUGCACGAAAGCUGAAAUUAGUAACCGGCCGUGUUCCUUGGCUGUCCAGGGUUGAAAGAGAUGGUUUUCCUGAUGAUUGUGCAGUUCUGGAAGUUCAUUGGUUUUGAUCUUAAAUCAGCUUCCUAAUUGUUGAUGGUUAUCCCUGAUGAUUGUGCACUUCUGGAAGUUCAUUGGUUUUGAUCUUAAAUCAGCUUCCUAAUUGUUGAUGGUUAUGCCUUUUGGCAGCCAAAGUGUGAAGCUGUUUCCUGCUAUGUCAUACAGAACAUCCUCUUAGUAGUAUAUAUAUAUUCACUCAAUUAAUCUAUCUUUACUUUGUUUGAUCAACAUGCACGCACUACUUAUUAUUAUAACACUACUGAUGCACUACUACUGCUGCUGUCUGUGUUACAGCUAUGGGACCAUGAAUGCGACUUGCAGCUUGACGACCAAGAACCUCACCUCCCGACCAAGAAGACGAAUGUUGUCUGGGAACUACCCGCCGGUUUCAAGCACUACACCCUGGCUCGGCUCACAAUCCUUGGCUUUUACGACACUGGAUCACAAGGCAUUGUCGCCUUCUUACGCUCUAUGAUGCAAGCAGCGGUUCAUCUGGAGGAGAUACACAUAUGCGAGAAGGCGCCAUGCGAUGAGUGUGAGCUCACAAAAACAGGGUCGUUCCCACGAACUGACCAUGACAAAGACGCGUUGAGAGAGCGCAUCUCCGGUGGUAGAUCCACGGCCUUCAAAAUAUAUAUUCAACCAUGCAUCUUAAGCAACGACCAUUGAUGUUUAGUCAGUAUAGUAUUUGUGUAUGCGCGAGAACAAUAUAAUCUAGAGUUGUUGUAGGCAACAGAGAAGUGUGUUUUGAAGUGGUAUAUAUAUGUUGUCGGUACCUAGCUAGGCUAGGGCCUUCCUUAUUUGAUACCGAAAA